CGCGUGAGGGGACUAUUUGAAAAUGGUGCGAAUAUGGGCCGUGGCCGCAUCCAGCGUCGCCCCGCGAUUCGACGGACCUGCUUCAUAUUCGUAGCCGUCGGCGGAAUUGAAACGAGAGUUGUUUAUGUGCUUACAGUAGGAAGUACUCUGUUACUGGAGCGAGAGAAAAAGACAAUUGGUGUUUCGACCCUGUGUGUUGUUUUUCGUCGUACCUUUUAUUCGCGAUAUUCGCGUCGUGGUGCGUUAUUCGAGAAAAGAUCGCGUCCACAUCCUAUAGCAUUUUUCUUGCAACUCGAGACCCCGUCGAGUGCCCUUCGUGCUACGCUGACUGAAGUUCGCCGGCUGAAUUAUUUAACGGAAGAAAAGUUCGAAAACUAAGAUUAAAUAACGUUUUGUGACGUGCGUAAGCCGAUUCGAUCGAGCACAGGGUUGAAGUAUGCCGGAAGAACAGAAGUCCGCUGGUGGUCCGCCGGAAGUAACAGCAGAAAAUGGGACCGGAACGAACUCCCCUACGAAAAGUCCAGUUAGCAAAGGGAAGACGGCUGUUGCGAAGAUCACCCUGCUCGAUGGGACCGUAAAAGACUUCCACAUCGACAGGAAGGCGAAAGGCCAAGACCUGCUCGACAUGAUUUGUCAGAGCAUGAAUCUGCUGGAGAAAGAUUACUUCGGCCUUAUUUACGAAGACAGACACGACCCACGGAACUGGUUGGACCUUGAUAAAAGGAUCACGAAAUUUGUGAAAAACGAACCGUGGAAAUUUAAUUUCGAGGUGAAGUUUUACCCUCCAGACCCGGCUCAGUUACAAGAAGACAUAACACGAUAUCAAUUGUGCCUUCAGAUAAGAAACGACAUUAUCACAGGACGAUUGCCGUGUUCGUUUGUUACUCAUGCUCUUCUAGGUUCGUACUUGGUACAGUCAGAAGUCGGGGAUUACGAUCCGGACGAGCAUGGACGUACAUACUUGAAAGAUUUCAAGUUUGCCCCGAAUCAGACACCAGAGCUCGUAGAGAAAGUAAUGGACCUGCAUAAAACGCAUAAGGGCCAAACACCUGCUGAAGCUGAGCUCCAUUAUCUCGAGAACGCGAAGAAGUUAGCGAUGUACGGAGUUGAUCUCCACCCCGCUAAAGAUUCCGAAGGCGUUGAUCUGAUGUUAGGUGUAUGUUCGUCGGGCCUUCUUGUCUACAGGGACCGAUUACGAAUUAAUAGGUUCGCCUGGCCAAAGAUUUUAAAGAUCUCUUACAAGAGGCACAAUUUUUAUAUAAAAAUCAGGCCCGGCGAAUUCGAGCAAUUUGAAUCCACGAUUGGUUUCAAAUUGGCAAAUCACAGGGCGGCAAAAAAAUUAUGGAAGGUUUGCGUAGAACACCAUACUUUCUUCAGGCUCAUGAGUCCAGAGCCUGUGAAGAAAGUAGGUUUGAUACCACAUUUGGGUUCUCGCUUCCGAUACUCGGGAAGAACUCAUUACGAGACGAAAAAGACUCCUAUCGACAGACAGCCUCCGCAGUUUGAAAGAUCUUUGAGCGGACGUCGCCCUACAUCUCGCAGCAUGGAUGCAUUAGGUGGGCCUAAACAGGUUGAAAGUUAUGGUUCAGAACCAAGCAAGAGACAUACAAUGAGUUAUGAACCUGAAAUGAUCCCCGAUAUGGAGCAUAUAGAUCAACGACCUAGUCCGAUUAAAAAACAAAAGGAAAAGCUCACACGCAAAACAAGUGCUGGAACAACAUCAGCUAGCAGUACCAGUAGCCUGGAAGGAGAAUAUGACGCAGAUCGUGGCAAAAAGAAACCGGUCGGAGGAAUCGCUGUCCUACCGCCCGGUGGUCUAUCUAAGAAGAAAAAGGAUAAGCAAAAUGAAAAUGAAAAGGAAAAUCAUAAUGAUCUCAACAAUUCUGAUUUGAUUAAUGAAAGUGCUAUCCUUGACAACAACGACAUAAAGUCGCCCAGUAAAAAAGAAUUGAAAAAGAAAGAUAAGGAAACGCCAGAGAAACGUGAUAAAGAUAAGAAAGAGAAACUAAAGAGUCCUGUCGGUGGCUUCCUAUUUGGCAAAAAGGAAAAGGAUGCAAAGCAAAAGAAGCAGAAAAAGAACAAAGAACUGGAAGAAUCGUUGGAGAAAAGCGAUACAGAAUCGAAUCUGUCUACGUUAGAGAAACAAGUGAAACCUUUGACCGAAACAUCGAAUAUCGAGAAAACGAGAACCACUCCGGAAUCCCCACAGCUCCCCAGCUACACAAAACCUUACGAUUACGAGGAAACGGAAACGUCCCCAACAAAGAAACCAUUUACGCCGCACGGAUUUUCCUACGAAGACAGGCCAGCAUCACCCGGAGUUCAAAAUCAACAAUCGCCAACUGCUGCGAGUCGUAAAGCUACAGGCUUAGCUUUUAAUUACGCCCCGGGCGAGGAAAAAAAAGUAGCGGAAUCAGCAGAAAAAAGGAAAACCAAAGAAACGGAUACUAAUAAGCCCUUACCGGGAUUAAAGACCCCGGGCCUUAAUUACGUGGAAUCCGCGGGAUUAAAAGAGCAGCAAAAAGCCACAUGUCCACCAGAAACUGAUAAAACUGCAUCAGCAGCUUUUAUUGCCGUUGAGCAACAACAAGAGGGUGCUGAUCAACUACCAGUUACAGAGUCCAUCCCGGAAUACCAUAUUUUGCCACUUCCAGACGGUACUAAAGUUAUUGCAGGUGUUAUUUAUAACAAGGAUGGAAAACCUUUGGAUCAACAUAAUCUUGGCCCGGAAGGUAGUAAAAUAAUAAAUGGGAAAAUUUGUACGAAGGAUGAAAAUCCAAUAAAAAAAGCUGACUUCGGACCCCAUGGAAUUUAUAUCAACAAUGGUCUAAUUACGACUAAAGAUGGCAAACCCGUGAACCAAAAGUCUUUGGGCGUUGAAAGAAACUUUGUUAAGGAUGGUAUUAUACGCGAUUAUAAUGGGCAAAUAAUUGACCAGCAUUUAUUAGGACCGGAACACACGCUGGUGAAGGAAGGUAAAGUUGUGAUGAAAAAUGGAAAGCCAGUACAAUACAGUCAGUUGGGCAUAGAUGGGACAUACAUAAAAGAUGGUCUUAUAUUCACCCCGAAUUCUAAACCACUUACUCAAGGUUCAUACGGUGUAAAUGAAAAUUAUAUCGUCACAGGAAUAGUACUUGAUAAAAAUGGAAAACCUCUAAAUCAGAUUGCAGUUGUACCCAAUGAAACUUACAUUUACGAUGGUUUAAUUUAUGGGGAAUCGGGAAAUGCCCUUGAUAAUGGUAUUUUGGGUCACGAAGGUCACUAUAUAACGGAUGGAAAAGUUUAUUCGAAAGAUGGUAAACCUGUAAAACAUGAAUCCUUUAGUUCAGACGGAUCUGUCAUAAAAGAUGGUAUAAUUUAUUCAAAGGAUGGAAAGUUUUUGAGUCAAGGAUCUUUGCUUCCUUGUGGUGCUCAUUUGAAAGACGGGAAAAUUGUUGGUAAAGAUGGAAAAGCGAUUAAGCAUGCAUUUUAUAAACCUGAUGGCAGUUUUAUAAAAGAUGGUAUUUUAUAUGGCAAAGAUGGUAGACCUUUAAGUCAGAUUCCUCUAAUAGCUAGUGGAAGCUUUAUCAAAGAGGGCAUUGUACAUGGUAAUGAUGGCAAGCCAUUAUCACAGAAUCUUUUCAAACCUGAUGAAAUCAUAAUUAAAGAUGGUGUAAUUUAUGAUGUGAACGGCGUAACGCUAUCAGAUGCUUAUCUUGGGCCGGAUGGCCUUUUGAUAAAAAAUGGAAUUGUAAUGGGGAAAGAUGGUAAACCGGUUAAACAAGAGUCUUUUGCCUCGAAUGGAAGUUAUAUAAAAAAAGGUGUUAUUUACUCAAAAAGCGGUAAACCCCUUAAUCAAGAUUCAUUGAUACCUGAAGGUGCAUCUAUCAAAGAUGGUAAAUUGUACACUAAAGAUGGAAAGAUUAUGAAGUUUUCAUUCUUCAAACCAGAUGGAAGUUACAUCAAGGAUGGUCUCGUAUACGGUAUGGAUCGUAAACCUUUAAAUCUGUGUUCGGCCCUUUCGGAAGAUAGUCUCAUUGCAAAUGGAGUAAUCUUUGAUUGCAAUGGUACGCCUUUGACUAAAGAUGUCUUUGGAUCUGAUGGUUCAUACGUUGCUGGUGGCAUAAUUUAUGGAAAAGAUGGCAGAAUAAUUUCAGACGGUGUUUUUGGACCAGAUGGUAAUAUUAUUAAGAAUGGAUUGAUCAUUGGCAGAGAUGGAAAACCAUUGACUCAAGAUGACAAGGGACCAGACAGUUUAGCAGUAAAGGAUGGAAAGGUUGUUGAUAGCCAAGGAAAGCCUAAGAAUUUAGCAUCCCUUGUCCCAGAGGGAUGUUAUAUUCGUGAUGGUGUAGUUUAUGACAAAAAUCAGUGCCCUCUGAAGCAAGGAGCUUUUAAACCUGAUGGUAGUUACAUCAGAGAUGGUCUCAUAUAUGGAUGGGGUGGACAGUUGUUGAAUGCUGGUACUGCACUACCUGGUGGUAGCUAUAUCGACGAAGGUAGAAUUUAUGGAAAAGACAGGCAACCUUUGAAUCACAGUUCAUUUGGCACCGACGGAGGAUACAUUCUUAAUGGUUACAUUUACGGCAAAGAUAAAAAGCCACUUAGACGUGGAAUGUUUGGUAACGACGGAAGUUACGUAAAGAAUGGUUUGAUACACGAACCAAACGGGAAACCACUGAAUCGAAAACAAACAGUGAUUACUGUUACGCUUGUUCGUUACGGUUUAGUAUGUGGCAGUGAUGGUAAACCAUUGAAAUCUGGCGAUUUUGAUACAAACGGCAGUAUUAUUAAAGACGGAAGAAUUUAUGAUCAUACUGGUCAGCCUUUGAAUUAUGAUUCUUAUAAAAAUGACGGAAGCUUUAUUAAAGAUGGUCUCAUUUGCGGAAGCAAUGGAAAACCAAUGUCUCAAGGUAAUCUACCACCAGAAACUAGUUACAUCAGAAACGGAAAGAUUUAUGAUACGAAUGGACAACUGCUUACACAGGAAGCAUUUGGUCCUGAGGGUUUGAAAGUGGUACAGGGGGUUGUUGUGGAUAAAGCUGGUAACAUUUUGAAACAAGGAAGUUUUGAUGGAGAAGGCAAUGUUGUUAAAGAAGGCAUUAUUUGUGCACCCACAGGCAAACCUCUUGACAAAUAUUUCACUGUAAUUACUAUUAGUUUAGUUCGUAAGGGUCUGCUGUGUGACAAAGAUGGGAAACCAGUCAGGCAAGCACCAUUUGCAAAUGAUGGAAGUUACGUUAAAGAUGGCAAGAUUCACGACAAAUUUGGUAAACUAAUGAAUCAAGAGAUCUUUGGAGAGGAUGGAGCAUUUGUAAAAGAUGGUAUGAUCUUUGCUAACACUGGACAGCCUCUAGACAGUGAUACUAUUUUGAAGGAAAUAGAAGACACAACGAAGCCUGUCUCUUUAAAAGCGAAAAAGUCUGCGGCUCCGAGCACUGCUCCAACAAUAGUGAAAACGACAACUAAGCAAUCGGUGGUAAAAGAUCAGGAAGGCGUGACGCAAAAUAUUGAAGAAAAGAUUGAGGAUCUUACACCUGGAGGCACAGGCCAAGUAACGGUUUCCACGCAAAUUAACAAGGCAGAGGCACCGGAUGAUGGUAGAGCCCCAUACAUGACAGCAACUGCUGUUACUACACGCACUGCUACAAUGCUUGAGGACCUUGAAAAGAAUCAAAAAACCAGUCAGGUAGAGGAAAAGACUGUAGCGCAUACAACUGCAACCAGUGCAACAAGGCAGGAGCAGAGAGUAGUAACUCAGGAAGUUCGAACAACGAGUCAUGUACUUUCCGGUGAACAGCUGUUCUCUCGAAGGCUCAGUACAUCCAGUUCAAGCAGUGAUGAUUCAGGUACUCCAAUUGACCUUGAAGAUGAUCAACCAGCUUUCUACAAUCAAUAUUAUCAGGGUGAUCCAGCUGGUGUUAUGGCAACUGAAACACUUGUUUACAAAGGAGAACCUGAGAAUAAUGUAACAACUACGACAGUUCCAUUAGUUGCGUCCGAAACUAGGAAAGUAGCUGUCGAGAGUGAAGAUGGUUUGUACAGUGCAACUGGAGAAAUAGUUAGUUCUCAGACAAUAUCCAGUAAAACUCGUACUGUUGAAACAAUAACGUACAAAACUGAGCGAGAUGGAGUAGUAGAAACUCGCGUAGAACAAAAAAUAACGAUACAAUCAGACGGUGAUCCAAUCGAUCACGAUCGAGCUUUGGCGGAGGCGAUUCAAGAAGCCACUGCAAUGAAUCCCGAUAUGACUGUAGAAAAAAUUGAAAUCCAACAGCAAACGGCGCAGUAACCGAUUUAAAAAAAACAUUUUUGUAAGAAAUAAAGGGCACUCUUUAUCCAAAAGGUAUAAUGCUGAUAGUUCUAAAGAAUAAAAAAUUUAAAUGGUAUUCACAGUAUCAUGCGUUGACAUGUAUUUUAACGAUGCAUGAGAAACGAUCGAAUCGGAUGAUGUCAUUAACUGCGUAAGUAUUAUAUUGUCAAAAUUAAUAUUUUUCGUCUAAGAAUUAGAAAAUUCUUAUAGCGAAUGUUACCUAAUAACAUGAGCUUGAACUUGAUUAAAAAUCAAGAUUUUUACGGAAAGAAACAUCGAUGAUGUUGCUUUUUGAA
Colletes gigas is the source of this 6585-nucleotide messenger RNA. RefSeq lists its product as uncharacterized. Gene Ontology annotation, molecular function: structural molecule activity; actin binding. The record is from RefSeq and is a predicted model, not a curated record. The transcript is spliced from 16 exons. Gene Ontology annotation, cellular component: cytoskeleton; plasma membrane. The coding region runs from base 437 to 6268 and encodes 1943 amino acids. Lineage: Eukaryota; Metazoa; Arthropoda; Insecta; Hymenoptera; Colletidae.